AUGGAUGAAAGUAGAUGUAGUAUACAUAAUAAAUAUUUAGAGUUUCUAUGUUCGACUUGUAAUGAAAUCGUUUGUGUGAAAUGUUGUACUUCUGUGCAUCGAGGACAUCUGAUCGAUGAUUUAGAAUCGAUUACACAGAGUGAACAGUAUACAGAGAGGUUGGAAUAUCUUUGGAGACUUAUGAAUAGGUGUACCGUUAUGAUAGAAUCAUUCAAUAAGACCGAACAAAAGAUUGUACAACACUAUAAUGAACUGCAUACCAUGUUGAUGACAGAGGAACUAAAGAUAAAGAAACCGAUAUUGGAUGAACGAAGAGAAGCGGAAACAUUGCUAAAAACUAUAUUGGAGGAAUUGAAAUCACUCAAUAUCAUUAUAAAGAGUUCAAAUACACUUGGUGGAGGUGGAGAGGAUACUAAACAAUUGGAAGAUAAUGAUAAUCAUUCUGAGAAAGAUAGCGAAGAUGAAAAGGAAGAAGAAGAAGAAGAUGUCAAUUGGAAUUCAAAAGAAAUGAAUAGUUCUGUUAUAAUUGAAUCUAUUCGUGAUUCUUCUUCAAUCAAUGAAUUCAUGUCGUCGACAAUUAUAAAUGGUCUUGGAAAUGGCAAUGGAAAUAGUAGUAGUGUUGGCAAUGGACAUGGCAAUGGCAUUGGAAGUAGUAGUGGUCAUAAUAGUGGUUUGGAUAGUAGUUGUAGUGGAAGCAAUAUAAGUGAAUGUUUUCAUGAAAAUAACUAUAGUUUGUUGAAGCGCAUCAAAGAGUAUUCGGGAUCGUUCAAAACCAACAGCUACAAGCUACCGAAUCACUUUGAUAUCAGGUUCGAAGAGGAACGUCUCGAGAAUGCCAGGUCGAUGCUCAGCAACAUGUACGAGAUUGUCGAUUUGGAAGACGAUCAACCGGUGGUGUCUACCUGUCAUCACGUCAUCAAUAUGCUGCUGACGGUAGGCGAGAAUGGAAUACACUUUUUCGACUUGGAGACACUGGAGUGGUCACAACACAAAGCCGAAGACUACGAAGAGCGUCUCUUACCGUUCAACUCGCUCGCUGCGACACGCGACUACAUUUUCAUAUUCGGUGGAUCCAACAAAUCCAAUAGCUACUCGCGCUUCAACAUCGCCACCCGACAAUGGGAUCACAGUGCACCCAUUCAAACGAAGCUCGGUGGCUGUGGAAUCUCCACUUGCUACGACGGAAGUCGCUAUAUCUACUUGAUUGGCGGUGCAACCAAGACUGGACGUGUCACUCGUAUCGACUCGUUCGACACAGAGACAAUGGAGUUUGAGCAUGUCGGCGCAAUGGAGAUGCCGCGCUCCGAAUCACUCUCGUUCUACUUGGAUGGCAUCAUCUAUAUUGUCGGUGGUUGUGACUUGGCCGGCAAGGAAAUCAAAAACAUGUUGGCCUUCAAUAUUGCAUCGGGCGAAUGCACCACCUACAUCGAACACAUGGGAUUCCGCGAGCGUAUCAUUGCCAGCUGCUUCGACGGCCACGACAAAGUCUACAUUCUCGACAAGGAGCGAAACUUCUACUCGGUGUCGAUCAAGACCAAAAGCAAAGAGAUACUGAAUCCGCCACUGGCCAUAUCGAACAGCAGCAACAAACACUCGAUGAUCUUUUGUCCAAAGAAAUUCCGUCAAAACUCCUCAGAGAUUCUAUUCAUCGGUGGUAAGACUCAUCAGAAUCAUUUCUAUUCAGUAGACAAGAAUAAAUGGAGUCAGAUCGAUAAGAGUGUAGAUACAAUCUACCGUAGCUAUGAUGGUGCCAUAGGUUAUUACUCUGAAGAAAAAAAAUCAAAAUCAACAAGGCUUUCAUAA
Messenger RNA from Heterostelium album PN500, 1803 nucleotides. RefSeq lists its product as uncharacterized. The transcript has a single exon. The record is from RefSeq and is a predicted model, not a curated record. Gene Ontology annotation, molecular function: zinc ion binding; protein binding. The coding region runs from base 1 to 1803 and encodes 600 amino acids. Lineage: Eukaryota; Evosea; Eumycetozoa; Acytosteliales; Acytosteliaceae.